Molecule: messenger RNA, 813 nt
Organism: Leptosomus discolor (cuckoo roller)
Lineage: Eukaryota; Metazoa; Chordata; Aves; Leptosomiformes; Leptosomidae
Source: RefSeq, a predicted model, not a curated record
UUCUUAUGCACUCCAGCACCCCUAUCAGUUCCUUGUUCUCCUUCACCAGCCCUGCAGUGAAAAGGCUGCUGGGCUGGAAACAAGGAGAUGAAGAGGAAAAGUGGGCAGAAAAAGCUGUUGAUUCCUUGGUGAAGAAGUUAAAGAAGAAAAAAGGUGCCAUGGAGGAACUGGAAAGAGCUCUGAGCUGCCCAGGUCAGCCCAGUAAAUGUGUCACGAUCCCACGUUCCUUGGAUGGGCGGCUGCAGGUAUCUCACCGCAAGGGGCUUCCCCACGUCAUAUACUGCAGAGUGUGGCGCUGGCCUGAUUUACAGUCUCACCAUGAGUUGAAACCACUGGAAUGUUGUGAGUUCCCAUUUGGCUCAAAACAGAAAGAAGUGUGCAUUAACCCCUACCAUUACCGGCGGGUGGAAACCCCAGUCCUACCUCCUGUACUCGUUCCACGACAUAGCGAGUUUAACCCUCACCUCAGCCUCCUUGCCAAGUUUCGAAACACUUCUCUGCACAGCGAGCCGCUGAUGCCGCACAAUGCCACCUAUCCUGAUUCUUUCCAGCAUCCUCCAUGCACCCCUUUUCCAUCAUCACCCGGCCACAUGUUCUCCCAGUCGCCUAACAGCAUCAGCUACCCCAACUCACCAGGAAGCUCUUCUGGACCAGGAAGUCCCUAUCAGCUCACGGUGGAAACUCCACCACCGCCAUACCAUGCAAGAGAACCUCCAGGAACCCACAAUGGGCGGUCAAUGGAUGCAAUAGCUGAAAGUCAACUAGUGCUGUCUUUGCCCAAUGGAGGUAAAUCUGCCGAUGGAGAAGCUGAAA